AUGUCAAAGCUGUUUUUCUGUGGCUUCAGCUUUGAAGUCCUGUCUCUGACAUCCAACUCCUCCCAGCUGAAAGAUCUGGAUCUAAGUGACAACGAGCUGCAGGAAUCGGGAGUGAAUCUGCUGCGUGAUUUUAUGGCGAGUCCACACUGUAGACUGGAGACUCUGAGGUUCUCUGAUUCUGAAGGUUCACCUGUCACAUUGACUGGAAACCAGAAGAUGAGUGGUUGUGUGGAGGAAAAGAACAAAUCAGAGUCUCCAGAAUCCACCUGUGAGUCCAAACAUCCUCCUGUAGACUUCAGAGAUGAAGCUGGACCCUCACACAUAAAGGAGGAGAACACACCAAACAGAGCUACACCUGAUGGACAUGAAGGAGAUGGCUCUAAUCUCUCAUCACAUCCGUCCACAUCCAACACAACCCUCAAUGUGUCUGAGGACAGCAGAGACGAUCCAGAGAGGAUGAAGCUGCAGGUUGUGUGCAGAGAUAAUCUGAAAAGUCACUGGCAGUACUUCACACCCAAAGUGCUGACGCCUUCUGCAAACAUUUCAUACAGCCACAGGUGUCCUGGUCCAGGUGUGUUCAAGUGUACUUUGACCGGACUCGUGUUUGGUAUGACUAAGAAGGCGGAGCUACAGUACAGGACUGUCCAAUGGGAUGAGAGAGUCCUACAACCAGCUGGUAAAACAGCUGCAGGGCCGCUGUUCAACAUCCAGUCCAGUCCUGAAGGUGCUGUCAGUCAGCUCCACCUGCCACACUGUGAAACCAUGGAUGCUCCGCUCCCUGAAGGUCUGCUGUCUGUCGUCCACAUCACUGAUGAUGGAAUGAGCAUCCUGAAGCCGCUGAAGAUUACAGACACUAAUGUGGUUGUGAACGUCCCUCACCUCUCUGCCUUUGGCCUGGUCUGGGAUUUUUUAAAGAAGCUUAUUAACAUCGCACGACCAAUCAGUGGCCAAGUUCUGCUGUUCCUCCGACCUCCAAACCCAAAAACACAGAGACAGAAUCUGAACAUGUUUCUCCUGCCGAGGAACGUCCCUCUGUCAGAGGUGAGUGCACAACAGCGAAAUGCUGAAUACAUCACAGCCCCUUCCAGCUGCAAACUUAUCAAAGAUGAAAGUUACAGGGUUCUCUGUCCUGAGGCUUUUAAAAUACAGCCUAAAAGAGCAAAUUUUGACCUGGAGAUUGGACCAAAUUAUCACCCAACAUUUGAGAUCCGCCUGCCUGCAAACACAGACGAAGUAACUUUGAAGAUCCAGGACCAAAGAAAUACAGAAGUCUGGGAGCAUGAAGUGGAACUGACUGAUGCUGCUGUAGAUAAAGAAAAUCUGGUGAAGCUUCAGACUCUCUCACCACACAAGAGGCUGCUUUCAGUUCGUUCACAGUUUGUUGAUGGAGUGUCUGAUCCAGUUCUAAACCAGCUGCUGGAUCAACUUUUACAACGAAAAGUUAUCAACGAUGAAGAAAAGGAGUCAGCAAACACAAAAUCCAAGGCUGACAAAGCUCGAGCUGUGAUUGACUUGGUGAGAAAGAAAGGAAGAGAAGCCAGCUCAUUCUUCAUUACUGACCUCUGCAAGUUGGAUCCACAGUUUUCCAAAACCUUGAACUUAAGCUGAAGUGGGAACAAGUGUAAAGUCUGUAAUGAAGUGAAGACAGUCUUAUAUGAAAUCAUCUCAAAAUCCCUGAGUGUCAAUUACACUUAACUUUUACAAAGAGAACCACAUGGGACCAGUUUCCUGGAAACAACCUAGUCCUGGUCCAAACACUGACUUUAAUCAUGAGUGUAGUGUGUCCAGGAGGCAAGUUCUCAGUUAGAAGAGCAGGAAUGUUUUACUCAUACGCUCACUGCUGCAGGAUGUUAUUCAUCUUAUUCAUCUGUCUGAGACUCACCUGGAAGAUUAUUUGAUGUACUGACACAAAGACACCUCUAAACUACAUGACUGCUGCAUGUUAGUGUCACAGAUUCAGUCUGACCUUAAAAUGCUGUUUUCAUAAUGACACAACAGGAUCAACCUGUGAGUUUCUUCCAGUUACUGUUGAUGUUUGAGCUUCAGGUCCACAUGUGACACAAAGGAGAGUUAAUAUUGAACUUAUAUUCAUCUGAUGGACAACACACUGCUGGAUGUGUUUUAGUUUCUAUAUAAAUACUGACAGAUCUAUGAUGAGCCUGUAUCAGCUGACAG
Messenger RNA from Scomber scombrus (Atlantic mackerel), 2175 nucleotides. Its product is annotated as caspase recruitment domain-containing protein 8-like. The transcript has 11 exons. Gene Ontology annotation, biological process: regulation of apoptotic process. The record is from RefSeq and is a predicted model, not a curated record. The coding region runs from base 1 to 1608 and encodes 535 amino acids. NCBI's taxonomy places the organism in Eukaryota, Metazoa, Chordata, Actinopteri, Scombriformes, Scombridae.